UAUUCGGUGCUAGAUACGUGACAUUCUACGUUCUCGAAUGCUCAGAAAGCAAAGAUUUCAGUGUCGAAACUAUGAAUAAAAAGUUAUCUUCUCGUUCAGAUUUGUUGAAUUGAAUUUGAUUGGAAAAUAGUUAGUCUUUUUUUUAAAAAAAAGGAACCUUAUGCUGUCCUUCAACAUAAAGGUCUGCUAAAGCAAAAACUUAAUUAAAUUCAUACAUCGUUUUUGUGCGAUAACAACGGUUGAUUAAAUAAACUCUAACACGGCAGUGCUUAAUAAAACCGUAGAAUAUAUUUCCGUAAACCACAUAAACAUCGUAAAUUUCAAAUAACAAGAAGGAAAAAAAACUAACAAAACUCGUAGCGAAUUUAUUGUAUACCGUGUAUGCUUAUACCAAAAAGCUCGCAAAUCGAUUACGUUUUUUUAAUAAAAGGCCAAAGUUCAAGGUGUCUGUACACCAUGUGAAUGGACUUUGAUAUGCAAAACAAUUCAAACAAUUUAUCGUCCUUCUCUCUUUGGCAAAAAAGAAGUUUUUUUUUGCUAUGAACGACUAAAUGAUGUCCUUUUUGAGUGAAAAGGUGUUUAUUGUCUGAUUACUUUGUACAAUUUUGUCGUUUUGUUGUCAUUGUACUGGAAGCUUUUCGACGAAAAACUUUUUUUUUAAGUUAAACCGUCACGAAUAGGUCUUUCAGACAGUAAUUGUAAAUUAUUCUGAUAAAAGCACAGACCGAACCAGAGAGCCAGAGACAAGGUGAAAUAAAUGUUAUUUUAAUGCGGCCAAUGGUGGAAUAAAAGUUUUUCAUUUUAUGAAUUUUCUCGGUUUUCAUAUUUAUGCAGAAAAAAAAUAUAAAUAAACGAAAUUGCCGAGUGUAUUACCAUUUGUCUCGCGUGAUUGAGCAAUUGUAGUAAUUACAUGGUUUUAACGUUGUUUUAAAAGGGUUCGUAAAAGUGAUAUUCGAAAUAAUACUUUUCUUUUGUGCGCGCGAGAUAGGCUCGUGUCGAAUAAUAUUCUUUUUAUAGUAAGUUCAUUUGGCGGUUUAUUUCCUCCGCACUAAUGAAGGUAAAAUUAAAUAAUUCAACUUAAGCAAAGAAUAAUAAAGAGAUACAAUACUAUUUUACGGGAAAAAAAAAGGAUCGUGCAUGUGCUAUUUAAACGUCAGAAGUAUAACAUAAAAUAACAUAAGUGUGGAGCAUAUAUACAUACAUAAAAUACGCCGAGGGAACAUAAGGAUUACCAGUUUAUAAAGGGAUAUAAUUAAUGAAAGAUAGCCAGAUUUAAUUCCGACUUCCAAUUGAAGUAACAUGAUAAGCGGAAUAAAUUUUGAAAUAUUCCUUGGCCGAUCAAUUUAUAAAAGGUGAUACACGUCAAAUUGACAUAAAUCGUCGUCGAAAUACACACACAUACCGGCUCGAACCAAGGAUCGAUACGAAAAUGUCAUCAUUGCCUCUACACUAUGGCAUCACACGGAAUCUGUUACUAAUUUGCAUAUUAUUCUUUCAACGGACCAAUAGCUUCUGCCCAUCGAAAUGCCAAUGUAAUGUCGAUCAUAACUUACGUGUAUCAUGUAUCAAUGCCGGACUGGAAGUCGUGCCAAUUCAGUUAAAUCCGGACAUUAAAUACAUCAAUUUGACAUUGAAUCAAAUCCUAAAUGUGCAUUUUACGUUACAAUUCUAUACUCAGUUGGAAGAGUUGGACUUGUCCAAGAAUAAGAUUGAUGAUCUUGGCUCACGUAACUUUGAUGCACAGCAGCAAUUGAAAACCGUAAAUUUAAGUAGAAAUUCGAUAACACAUUUAAAGAAAGAUGCAUUUCGUGGAUUAAAGAGUCUAUUAUUGUUGGACUUGAGUUACAAUCAAAUCACAACCAUUCAUUUGACGGCGCUGCAUGACUUGGUCGGUUUGAUUGAAUUGAAUGUAGCUGGUAAUAGUAUCAUAAGUAUGGAUGAUGGCAUUUUCCGGAAUAUGAUUUCGUUGGAAAUUUUAAAUUUCGAAAAUAAUCAAUUGUUAGACGUGCCAACAGAAAAUCUAAUGUACACAAAAAAGUUAAGGUCACUGGACUUGUCGGGGAACUUCAUUGAAUUUGUGCGAAACGACAGCUUCGAAUCGCUCAAGCAUCUGUCGGUUCUGAAAAUUACAGGAAAUGUUGUGAAUGAGCUGGAUCAAAGAGCAUUUGAUGGAUUAUUGGAACUAAGGACUUUGAAUUUAGCUGAUAAUAAUCUCACGGUUGUGCCAACGCUUCAAUUGUCAAAAUUGUCAAACCUAUCGCAUUUGUCGAUGAGCGGAAACUGUUUUACACAUCUACCGCCUGUAGCACUAUUAAAUUUGUUUCAUUUGAAGGAACUUCAUCUGAAUCGUCUUGAUAAACUUGUUAAAAUAGACUCAAGAGCCUUCGUGGACAACACAUUUCUGCAAACAAUAACCCUAGACGACAAUCCGUCAUUCGGUGAUUUGCCAGCUCGACUAUUCCAUGGUAAUCCAAAUCUUGUGGAAAUAUCCAUGCGAGGCAAUGAUUUACGAACAUUAGAUGCAGCACAAUUUCCACUGGACCGUCUCCAGAGAUUAUAUCUAUCCGACAAUCCACUCGAAUGCAAUUGUUCUUUGUUAUGGCUGUGGCGACUUACAACUGGCCAGCACGAUGAAGAAAAUACGAACACGACAAAUAUACUCGUUUUAGAUAAAGAUAAAAUUGGAUGUGAUAUAUGGGAGGAGCGGAAAAUUCGUCGAAUAUUGAAGACAAUGUCUGAAAGUGAAAUCAAAUGUCCAGCGCACAUUGUGACAAUAAUAAGUGCCGUGAUGAGUAUACUGCUGGUCGUCAUGACCGGCGUUAGUGUAUUGUGUUAUUUGCGAAUGGUGCGAAAAAAGAAACAGGCACUGGCCGAACGGAAGAAUGUUAAUAAGCGUGUCAUACCGCAACCAAUUGAUAAAUUGGAAUUGGAACGAUAUUUGGCCGCACAGGAAAUGGAACACGAAUACAGGGCAUUGCGACCGUGGGAAAUUCCCGUCAAUAAAUUGAUCGAAGAGCCAGACCAUUACGAGAAAUUCGAUGAUUUUCGGUACGAUACAAGACGUUCGCAUAAGCAACCGCAUGUGGUGUAUGUAUGACUUUGUGGUAAAUUGAAACAAUUGAGUAAAAUUAUUUUUAAAGAGAAUUUAGAGUAAAAUGAUUUCUAAAAAUUUCUGUCAAAUAUUUUCUUAAUCAAAGAAAGAGGAGGAGGAAGAGAAGGGAAGUAAAAUUUUCAGUAAGGAAAAAGUCAAUAAAUUUUUAUGGAAAUUAGAAUGAGAAUUCGAACGGAAAGGAAAGAAACUGAAAGUUUUUCUUCUUCAUUUUAAAUAAAAUUAAAAGUGCAAAUAAAUAAAUUUAAAAGAAAAACGUCUUCGAUAAGCAAUAAUGAAAAAAACAGUAAAGUUAAAGCUAAUUUUUAAAGUUUAUAUAUUUUAUUACAAACGAGUUGAGCGCUCCUUCUUACCGUUAUUUUUUGUUUGUUUUCAUUUCCCCACAAAACAAUAUUUAUAAUUGACAAGAGAGAGAGAGAGUGCUGCGGGAAUGACAACGUGAAUUAUCGCGAAAAAAAUCCAUUGCAACACAUGCUUUGAAAUCGCCAAAUUUAAGAGUGAACGAGCUUCACUAAUAUACCAGUUCCCCACGUGAUGUUGAGUCGACAACUUUUAUUUUUGUGACCUAGAAAGGCCUUGACGAGAGAAGACCUAGUGUAUGUCUCGGCCGUCACACAUCUAGUGUCAAAUGACAAAUGAAAAAGAAAUUUUUUGUUGAAAUGGGUCGUUGUGCCCAAUAUAAAUUUUUAAAUUUUCAACUUGUCACGCAACUUUUAAAAUUCAUUCACUUUGGCAAAUCUACUUGGAUUUUGUUAGAUGUGUGACGGUAGAACACUAGGCAUACCCUCGUUAAAGCACUUCUAAGGCUCAAAAGGAAUAGUUAUUUGUUAACAAAUGAGAGAAAAUAGAAAAUUUCAGCAAGAGCUAAAGUUCAAGGUGGAAUUUCUUAUAUCUCCCCGAGGUGAACACAACAUUUUUCAUGCUUGCGUUCUGCGAAAUUCCGCAUCUUUGUCCACUUAGGAGAAAAUAAAAUAAAUGGCGUGUUUUGGUAUUCGGCCAUUUUAUUUAGUUGAGAAAAUGAUCACUUUCUCACCCAAUAAGGCUGUACCCGCCAUUUGAGGAGAGAAAAUGAAUAUUUUCUCACCCAAAAUGGCGCCUCUCAGAAUAACAACAAAACUACAGUUUCACAACGCUUCAUAGUGGAACAAAUAAUUUCCCUAUCGGGUACAUGUGGCAUUUAACACCGACAACAUCUUAAGAGUGCUGUGGAACAUUCUUGCUUUCACUUCCUAUGAGUUGACCUGACAUGACAAAUUUGUGACACUAUAGAUUUUGUUGACAAAACCGUUCUACAGUGGGUUAUUAAAUGGUAGUUUACGGAAAAUUUCCUGAGAACUUAAAAAUCAUGUCGUAACUUCAAAAGAAAAAAAAUUGAUGAUCGUUUCUUCCGUAUCCCAAUACCGUUUAAUACCAGUUCGUCCACUGCACAAAUGACUUCAAUAACAAAAUUUUGUUUGAUACAAAAUCUUGUACUUCAUUAGUUCUGUCAUAUAUUUUGUUAUUUAAUAAAGCAGUAGCUACAGCUCAUCGAAUAUUUUUGAAGUCGUUGUCGAUAACAGAUGACUCUUGAAAUUUUUAGACUCGUAUGAAGUAUUCAGGUCUUAUAGGUUUACGCAUACGUUUGUAACACGUCGAAUUGGACUCCCUUAGUAAGGGGAAGCCUAUUGUGGUUGUGAUUGAUAUCUCGAUCAAAUUUUGACCGAAUUUUAUGAUAUUUUUUUAUUGAAAUGUGAUAACGAAUUAUUCGUCACGAAUGUAAAGUGUCAGUACUAUUUCCGGUCUUCCAACAAAAUGGCUGCCGGUGGCCAUAUUGGAUUUUAGUAAAAUUGAAAUAUCUUGAGAAAAAUGGUACUUAAUGUUAAUUCAAUUCGUACGGGGCUGUCGACAUUGUCUCCGGCAAUUUCUUUAUGCAGAUAACAAGGCAAAGAAAGUGAUUUUAGGGCCCAUGGCUUUUCAGCAGAAAACGAAGUGAGAGACAUAAUGAGUUUCACAUUAAAAGCUUUCGAUACGAAUAGGUGUUUGGUACUGGUCGGCGUUAGCUUAUGUUUUUAUUAAUAUUAUUGGCCAGAACUCAUCGACUUUUGGUAUCGUCGCCAAUCCACAUGAGAAAUUUGUGAUCGAAUGUUUCGUAUACCCUUCGGAUUUGCCAGUGGUACAUCGUCUCUAUUUUCACAACAAGAGCGACUUUCUUUGAAUUCCAAACAUUCGAUACUAUGAAUAGGUUAACCAGAAAUGUUUGCAUAAUUGCUGGAUGAUGAAAACAUUUUUGAUGUGAAACAACCUCUUUGACGGAAUUAGAACCAGCAGCAAAAUGUUCGGAUAUAUUCGGUUCGAAAGAGCAUUCAUCCGUACAUAACAUCAAAAUGAAAUUCCUCCAUUAACCGAAACUAUUACUAUUGAAAACCGUCUUCAUCUCUCCACAAUGUUCCACAUUCCGAACCGGUCCGGUAUUCAUUUCAAUUUCUACAUCUCCCCGAAAAAUAAUUGCGUUUAGACGCAACCUUUUUGUUUCGGUUCCAUGGCAAAGUUUAAAAAUAUAUGGCCACAAAUGGGGGGUAGGGUAAAAACAACACGAAAACCAAAGUGAUUAUCCUUAAUGGUAUGUAUCGUACACCAACCACCAUCCAUACGUAUAUAUGUAUACCGAACUAAAAAAAAACGAGCCAUACAUCAGCCAUACAGUCCCAAUCCUCAGAUCGUCCAUUAAAGCUUCUUUUUUUGUUGUUGUUGUGUAAAUGAUGUUUUGUACAGUAUUCGGGCAGUAGGUAACGCAGAUAUUUUUAAUGAAUGUCGUUUAGUUUUAAAUAUUUCCAACUUUAUGGCCAUAAUAAAAUUUUAUAGAUAAAAAUACUUUAUGGCAUUUCAUUAAACAAAACAAAAAGAGAGAGAGAGAGAAAAAAAAACCGGAUGAAAAUCAUGAAAUCCUUUAUUCCAUCCGUUCUACGAUGAUACUUGUAUCUCAUAUUUCCACAAUAACUUCCACAAUUCGAGUACACACCAUCAGUUCAUAAUAUGGAUGAAAGGUUUUUUUUCCCUCGUUGUUAUAUGAUUGGUGCACUACAAUAAUAUUUUAUUACACGUCCACAAUACCAUACCGUAUACCAUCAUCCUCAACACUUCUCGCUUUUCGCCAUGCCUCGGCUCUCUCUCAAUGAGUGCUCAAUAAAAGCGAUCGAAAAUUUAAAUUCCAAUUCAUGUUUAUAUGCAAUAUAAUGCCAAAGGAAUUUUCUACACACAAACGAUUUAAUUAAGCUUCACCAUCUGAAUGGGAUACCUAACUGUGUUAAUCGAUUUACAAUAUAUAUUUUAGCAUUCACAUUCGGUCACAUAUUUUAUUUGACAAUCGUUAGAUUGAAAAUCCCUCAUUUCGAUUUGUUUGUUUUCAUCACACAACCGCACAUAAGCUCAACGCUCGCCAAACAACAGACAUACGCAGCAUGUCGGCUGGACGAUAUUCAAAACAUGAAAGGGACCAUUUUGGUAGACAGUUUUUCAUCCAAAUGAUAUUCGAACUGAUGGUAUAUAUAUAGCUUAUGGCAUGGACUAUGUGGAUAAACGUGUAGAGUGUUUUCUAUUAGAUGAAAUGACCAUUUCAAUCGUUUUACCUUGCAUACCGGAACGAAGUCAACCCAAAUCGUUUGUGUAAAUGGGAGGCUUAUUUUUAAGGGUUUCACAUGAACCUGAUAAACCAGACGUUGCAUCUUACAGUUACAUUCUCCAUCAUCAGAGUUUCGUUUGUCAACGGAAGACAAAAGUCACGAGUUUGGUAUGAAUUUAAACAGUUCUGACAGAUGUCCUUGUCUUUAUCUAGUUGUCUAAAAAAAACGAGCUGACCCCAUCCCAUCUCCAUGUCAUUUAUUAUGCUUCAAUAGGCUUACAUCGUUGCUACUUCCAUAAACUUGAUCGUAAUGUCUUAUUACAUUGCUGAUGCUUGUCAAUAACAUUUUCGUCGUCUGAACGAUACAUCAGACGUAAUAGUUUCGGCCAAUUUCACCUACUGCCUAUGCGACCAAAUGGUCCAUGAAACUUUCUUCCAUCUAUGUGACCAUUUUCUCUACACGAACAUAAAUUCCCGGAUCUGCACAUAAGAUAACCCCCCUCACAUAGUCACAUACAAUUUCCAUUCAAUUACGGUCUAAAUUGCUUCUAACAUUUUCUAAAUAUGAACAACACACACACACACACACAACCCGAAAAAAACUUUAAUGCGACAGCGAAGAUGAAUCGGUUGUGUUUUUGUCUUUUCUAUUUGUUUUGAGUUUUGCUGCUAUUCUGCUCAAUUUUCUCUAAAACAAAUGUGGGGACAAUGGGGGAAAUGAAGAAACAUUUAAAUUUUUAUUUAUUUUUUGCAACAAAAUCUAUUUGGAGUAUAGUAAACUGGACUGUCGUCGUCAAAUGAUGAUGGUACUUCUGUCUGUUUUUUUUUUGUUCAUUUCUCGAAAAUCGUAUAGUAUCUUCUACACUUAAGUGCUUUUAAGUUUGUUUGUAGGUCACUCGAUAUAAAUGGCUUUACUCUGACGUCGGUAUGUCAUGCGGUAUUGGCGAGAAAAAUGUUGAAAUAAAAUGAAAUGGAGGAUACGUGAGCUAAUGCCAAAAAUUGGGGUGAUCAAAUUGUAAUUUCAAUACCUUCUGUAGAAACGGCUAAUCAUUUGUUAUCGUCAACGACGACAAAAAAACAAGCGCCGUGUUUCGGUUAGUUUUUAUUUAUGUAUAGCAAAAAUUAUGUUAAAAUGUUUGAAGUAAAAGAUUUGAACGCAUCAAAUGCUUUAAAUAGAAGCAGGAGAUUUAUCGGUUAUAGCUCAAUAUGCUUGGAAAAGAUUAAAAAGAAAUCUUUAGCCAUUUACAAUUAAGGCAACCGAACAAUCAUGUUAAAGCGCCCUGUCCAUUUACACCCGCGCCUGCUGUUGGAUCAUUCCAUACACUUUUCGUUGUUCAGGUAGUAUAUACAUAUGCUACUAGAACUGCAAAGUGUCUCAGUUCGAGAUCGAGUAAACGAUUCGAGUCGAAGUCGACGUCUCUAGCAAAAGAGUUUAUAACCAAAAAUGGCUAAAUUUUCGAAUUGCACACAGCUGUUUUUCACUGCAGCUGCUAUUUGCACUGAAGAGCAAACAGUCACUCCGUAAUACGACAAACAUUUAAUUGGUUCGCUAAAACUGUGUCAGCAGGUUUAUGUUUCCAUGUAAACUUUAAUAAAAAUUCUUUUCUACUAUCCUAAAGCAUCAACUCAGGCAGUGAGCUUAAAAAGGUUGAAGGUAAACACCACAGAGAAGUUGUACGAUUCACUUUUGAAAAGUUGAUUUAAACAAAAUCACUUCACGUGAUUCGCCAAAGUGAAACGUUUAAAUUCCCUUUUCCGCAUUUAUUUUUUUUUCCUAACAAUUUAUGCUCUACUUGUUUUAGCUAAAUGAUUUAAAUUAAAAUGCAUGCGAAAUUGAAGUGUGGCGCUAAUUUUAUAUGGUAAAAACCUUUCGGUGUAAUAUAAACGGUGGCAAAGCAUUUCUGAUGAGGUAGAGAAACAUUUAACGAAAAAAAAAGAAAAUCUCUCACACUCUCACCACCGAAUGAAAAGUCCUUAAGGAAAAACCACACCAAAAAGCCACAAGCUCUCUAUAUAUCUGGAGUGUUCGUAAUAAAUAUCCUUUCAAAAUAUUUUCUGCAAAUACAACAAUAUGUGUACGGUAUAAAUUUUGCAAAAGCUUUUGCUUUUAAAAACAUUAAAUUAAAUUAUGAUUUAUAAAAUGCCUUGCAGCUGGUGUAUGUGUGUGUGAGCUUAUGACGGUUUUAUGUACACAUUUACUGUGUGAAGCCCAUGGGUAAUGGGAAUCAUCAUCAGCAUCAUUAAAUAGGUUCGGUUCGACGGGGUGUGGGAUAAUGGGUGGGG
Bradysia coprophila is the source of this 8990-nucleotide messenger RNA. It is a transcript of the gene Fili, whose product is annotated as Fish-lips. Gene Ontology annotation, molecular function: protein binding. NCBI's taxonomy places the organism in Eukaryota, Metazoa, Arthropoda, Insecta, Diptera, Sciaridae. The record is from RefSeq and is a predicted model, not a curated record.